UAAGGAUGCUGUGUAAAGGAGCUAUGCCAGUUCCUGAUCAGCCUUCAUCCUCUGAAAAUACCACCAUGCUGAGCCCCGUAUUAAAUGCAUCCAAUGGAGAUGGAUCUGAGACUGAGACAACAUCAGCAAUCCUGGCAUCUGUCAAAGAGCAGGAGCUGCAGUUUGAGAGAUUGACUCGAGAGCUAGAAGCUGAACGACAGAUUGUUGCCAGCCAACUGGAGCGAUGCAAGCUUGGAUCUGAGACUGGCAGCAUGAGCAGCAUUAGUUCAACAGAAGAGCCAUUUCGCUGGAACACCCAAGAUGGCCAAAAGGACAUUGAAGAUGAGCUCACUACAGGCCUGGAGCUUGUAGACUCCUGCAUAAGGUCACUUCAGGAGUCCGGCAUCCUGGACCCUCAGGAUUAUUCUGCAAGCGAAAGACCAAGUCUCCUUUCCCAGAGUGCACUGCAGCUUAAUUCCAAUCCAGAAGGGUCUUUCCAGUACACAGCCAGCUACCAUAGUAACCAGACCCUUGCCCUGAGCGAUUCAUCAACGGCGCAGCUCCCCUCUCGCAGUGGUCAAGUUGGAGGUGCAGUUCACAGCUACAACCAGGUCACAUCUAGCCGUGCUGCCCAUUUAGCCGGAUCGGAACCUUCUCAUCCCCAAUCUAGAGAUUCCUUUGUUCCCAGCCAUGGAAGCGCCUUCCACUUGCCAGACUCGCAGCACACUUCAACAAUCUACUACUCCAGUUCCACCCUGCCAGCACAACGAGUGAGCUCUCCUUUGUCCAUGCAGGUGGGCUCACCAACUAAACUCCAGCGUGUGGGCUCAGCCUCUGAGAAUUCAGCUUACGCCACUACUCAGAGGGUCUCCUCCCCAAAGCAAUCUCCUAGCCGGCUGGCUAAGUCUUACAGUACCAGCUCUCCAAUUAACAUCGUGGUGUCCUCGUCCGGGCUUUCAUCUUCUCCCAUCAGGGUGGCAUCUCCUCCGACUGUUCAGACGGGCCAUUCCUCCUCAUCUCCAAUCCACCAGAUCAGCUCUACUGUUGGCAGCUACGCCACAUUGUCUCCAACAAAGCGCUUGGUACACACCUCUGAUCAAUAUAAGCACUCUCAUGACCUGUACGCCACUGCCACACUGCAGAGACCCGGCAGCUUAGCAGGAUCCCGGGCCUCAUACAGCAGCCAGCACAGUCACCUGGGCUCUGAACUCCGCACGCUGCAGUCCCCAGAGCACCAUAUCGACCCAAUCUAUGAGGACAGGGUCUAUCAGAAACCCCCUAUGAGGAGUCUCAGCCAGAGUCAAGGGGAACCAUUGCCACCUGGGCAUGUUGGCACAUAUCGUACCAGUACAGCCCCAUCCUCCCCUGGUGUUGACUCCGUACCCUUGCAGCGCACUGGCAGCCAACACGGCCCACAGAACACCACUGGAACGUUUCAGAGAUCCAGCUAUGCUGCGGGUUCAGCCGCCAAUUAUGCAGAUCCUUACCGUCAGCUGCACUACUGUCCCUCGGUGGAGUCACCGUACAGCAAGUCUGGGCCAGCCAUCCCACCGGAGGGAACCUUGGCAAGGUCACCUUCCAUUGACAGCAUUCAGAAGGAUCCCAGGUACGACUGUGAAUUCCUUGUGUGGAAUCAAAAUCAAGCCGAGCAAAGAAUCACAAAAGAGUUUGGAUGGAGAGACCCAGAGCUUCCCGAAGUUAUCCAGAUGCUGCAACAUCAGUUUCCAUCAGUUCAAUCCAACGCUGCUGCUUACCUGCAACAUCUGUGUUUUGGAGACAACAAAAUCAAAGCUGAGAUCCGGAGGCAGGGUGGAAUUCAGCUACUGGUAGACCUGCUGGAUCAUCGGAUGACAGAAGUUCACAGAAGUGCAUGUGGAGCUUUGCGAAAUCUGGUGUAUGGCAAAGCAAAUGAUGACAACAAGAUUGCCUUGAAAAAUUGUGGAGGAAUCCCUGCAUUGGUUCGGCUGCUGAGAAAGACCAAUGACUUGGAGAUCAAGGAGCUGGUGACAGGAGUGCUCUGGAAUUUAUCCUCAUGCGAUGCCCUUAAGAUGCCAAUAAUCCAGGAUGCCCUUGCUGUGCUGACAAAUUCUGUGAUCAUCCCCCACUCAGGGUGGGACUCCUCACCUCACCAAGAUGAUCGCAAGAUGCAGCUUCACUCAUCACAGGUGUUGCGCAAUGCAACAGGCUGCUUGAGGAACGUCAGCUCUGCCGGAGAAGAGGCACGCAGGCGGAUGAGAGAGUGCGAUGGGCUCACUGAUGCGUUGCUCUAUGUGAUUCAGUCCGCUCUUGGGAGCAGCGAGAUUGAUAGCAAGACCAUUGAAAACUGUGUGUGCAUCCUGAGGAACCUCUCUUACCGCUUAGCAGCAGAAACAUCUCAGGGACAGCAGAUGGGAACGGAUGAACUUGAUGGAUUGCUUUGUGGAGACGCCAAUGGAAAGGAUGUUGAGAGUUCAGGAUGUUGGGGAAAAAAGAAGAAGAAAAAGAAGUCACAGGACCAGUGGGACGGAGUUGGCCCUCUACCAGAAUGUGCAGAGCCUCCGAAAGGGAUCCAGAUGCUGUGGCACCCUUCAAUAGUCAAACCCUACCUCACGCUCCUGUCAGAGUGCUCCAAUCCCGACACGUUGGAAGGAGCUGCAGGAGCUUUACAGAACUUAGCCGCCGGGAGCUGGAAGUGGUCUGUGUAUAUCAGAGCUGCAGUUCGUAAGGAGAAAGGCCUGCCAAUACUCGUAGAGCUGCUACGAAUAGACAAUGACCGGGUGGUGUGCGCUGUUGCCACUGCACUCCGCAACAUGGCCUUAGAUGUGCGAAACAAAGAACUCAUAGGCAAGUACGCUAUGCGAGAUCUGGUGCACCGUCUACCAGGGGGAAACAACAGUAACAGCGGCAACAACACAGCCAGCAAGGCCAUGUCGGACGACACCGUCACCGCAAUCUGCUGCGCUCUGCAUGAAGUCAUAACUAAAAACAUGGAAAACGCCAAGGCCUUACGUGACGCUGGUGGGAUUGAAAAGCUUAUCGGCAUUGCAAAGAGCAAAGGAGACAAGCACUCGCCAAAGGUGGUGAAGGCAGCAUCUCAGGUCCUCAAUAGCAUGUGGCAAUACAGGGAUCUGCGCAACCUGUACAAGAAGGAUGGAUACUCACAAUAUCAUUUUGUUGGCUCAUCUUCUACAAUAGAGAGAGACAGACAGAGACCAUACUCAUCUUCUCGCACCCCAUCCAUCUCCCCCGUGAGAACCUCUCCCAACAAUCGCUCAGCAAGUGCCCCGGCUUCACCCCGAGAGAUGAUCAGCCUCAAGGAGAGGAAGACCGACUACGAGUCAACUGGAACAAAUGCGAGUUACCAUGGCAACAAAGGAGAGCACACUUCCAGGAAAGACACCAUGGCAGUGCAAAUCUCCAGUGGGACCUCAACAUUAUUCCGGAACUCCUAUGUCACUCCCAGUGAAGAGAUCAAAAACAACCAGGUGUCAUCUCAACCUGUUCCUCAAGAUAACGUCAGGAAAGACUAUGAAACGUAUCCACCAUUCCAAAAUUCUACCAGAAAUUAUGAAGACUCUUUCUUUGAAGACCAGGUCCACCACCGCCCGCCACCUGCCACAGACUACAAUAUGCAUCUGGGACUGAAGUCAACCGGCAACUAUGUGGACUUCUAUUCAGCCGCUCGACCCUACAGUGAACUAAAUUAUGAAACGAGCCACUACCCGGCCUCACCAGACUCCUGGGUUUAGGUCAAAAUUCUAAAGCAAAAAAAAAAUUAAAAAUACAACACAAAACAAAAACAAAAACAAAAAAAUUACCACAGAGGGGCCGUGCAUGUGCAUGCAUACCACAAGACAUUUUUAAGCAAGUUUAGUUUGUCAAAGUUUGUUCCAUAGAACGGUUCCUUUUAAAAGAAUAGAAAAGACAGGAGAGGGACACCUUGGGUGAAAACAUAUCGAAACAGUCGGUCGUAUGAGAUGUUAGGAGACCCGUUUAGUAGAAUCGAAAAGUGUGGCUUGUUAUGUCAAAUUGACAAAAUAUCGUUGUGGGCAGCAGUAAAGUCGGGGAUGGAAAGAGAGAGUGAGAGAAAAGAGAGAGGAAGAGGAAGAGGGAGUGGGGUUGGCACAGAAGAAGGGCGAUGAGAUGAGUACAUCAAGCACAAGAAUCGAACUGUUUACACAAGCUAUGGGGACAGCUUUUCACGUUUUGGUUAAUUAUCUUUUCUUCAUUGUGACUCAAAGCUUCAACUUGCAUUUUGGAGAGUCUUCUGAUUAAGAAGACGCUCCUGGCCUUUACUCUUUUACUUUUUUUUUUUAUGCUUUGUUGUAAAGUAUUUGAUGUACAUUACGGAGAUACAAGUGCAUUGUGUAUAUUACACGGAUGCCAGAGUGUCCCUUCAUCAGUGGCUCUAAAUAUUGUUUCCCGUUUUAAAAAAAAAAAAAAAAAAAAAACAUGGAAAGAUGUAUGAACUACCAACCUUUUCUUUCCUAAAAAGAAACUUAUGUUUUAACAGCAAGAAGGAAGUAUUUAGCAGUAUUGUUCGUUCUGAUAAUGUGAAGUUGUUUGUGGCAACUAAACAAAUGUUUUAAACAGUUCCAGACAGUUAACAGAACAUCAUUCCACUCUCCUUGUCAAUGAAGUGCUUUUUCACUGCCUAAACUUUUAGAUGUAGAUAUUUUAAUAGUUUUUUUUUAUUUUUAAUUUUUUUUUCUUUUCCUUUUUCACUUAUACCGGGUUUUUCUUUAUGAUGAUACAGUGUUAAAGGAUAAUAAAUUCAAAUCUGUUUGUCAUCCAUAUUUGCAUAAAACCUGUCUGUUCCACUAGUAACUCAAUUAUAUGUGCUUAUAUAUAUAUAUAAAUAUAAAUAUAUAAAGAAGAGGAGUAAAAAUGUGCCAAACUAUAUUAUCACUAGUGCCAAACUGGAGAUAAUUUAGAAUUUUAGUUCAAGUUUACAUUCAAUGGCUCGUUAUUUGUUCUCCUGAUGACAGAUUGUAAAUGAUGCUCUCUCUCUUUUUUUUUUCCUAAAUGUGUUUUAAUGGAAUUAAGCUAUAAUUAGAGCAUACUGGAAUAUUACCAGGAGGGCAAAAUCUUUGAGAGCUUAGUUCCCUCCAAAGAUAUACAGUUCAUUUCUCUCAAAUAGUGUACGCUGGGUGUCCAUGGCUGGGUGGAAUCACUGAUUUUUUUGAGAGACACUCUUUGCAGACGGGUACUACUGUUUAAAUUAAAAAACAAAAAAAAAGACAAGAAUCGUAUAAAAUGUUAAUAGAGAAUGGUAAAUAUAUAUAUAUAAUUUUUAUGUUUAAAUGUCAUUGUCACUAACAGCAACAAAGCUAUCAAAAAGAAAAAAAGAAAAAAAAAUCUUGUAACAUAGAACUUGUUUCACAUUUAUGUUCUGAUCCCAAGACACUUAAAGAUGUUGACCUCCUGGUCUGAAUAAUGUUGUUUCCAAGUUAUAUAGAUAAAAAAAAGUACUGAAAUAUGGGUGAUGUUCAGAUGCCAGGAAAAUAAAUUACUCUGUACAAUCUUAA
Messenger RNA from Erpetoichthys calabaricus (reedfish), 5486 nucleotides. RefSeq names its product catenin (cadherin-associated protein), delta 2a (gene ctnnd2a). Gene Ontology annotation, cellular component: adherens junction; plasma membrane; postsynaptic density. The transcript has 24 exons. NCBI's taxonomy places the organism in Eukaryota, Metazoa, Chordata, Cladistia, Polypteriformes, Polypteridae. The coding region runs from base 6 to 3707 and encodes 1233 amino acids. The record is from RefSeq and is a predicted model, not a curated record. Gene Ontology annotation, molecular function: cadherin binding. Gene Ontology annotation, biological process: dendritic spine morphogenesis; cell-cell junction assembly; cell-cell adhesion.